AUGAAAAUGCACUUCUGUAUCCCGGUGUCCCAGCAGCGGCCCGACUUGCUGGGGGGCCGCUACACGCUGUACUCCGUGUACCUGGACGGGUUCCUCUUCUGCAGGGUGCGCUACAGCCAGCUAUACCGUUGGAACGAACAGCUGAGACGGGUCUUUGGAAAUUGCCUGCCUCCCUUUCCACCAAAGUAUUAUCUUGCGAUGACCACAUCUAUGGCUGAUGAGAGGAGGGACCAGUUGGAACAAUAUUUGCAAAAUGUAACUGUGGACCCAAACAUGUUGCGAAGUGAUGUCUUCGUUGAUUUUUUAAAACUGGUACAGCUGGGCACGUUCAGCAUCACUACCAAGAAAGCCCUUCUGGACAUCUUUCUGCCUGAUGGAAGGAGCGUGCAAGUCGAAAUCCUAACAUCAGACACUGCCGAAAGAGUCCUAGAGGUGGUGUCACACAAAAUCGGACUGUGUCGGGAGCUCUUGGGCUACUUCGGCCUAUUUCUCAUUCGGUUCUGCAAAGAGGACACGCUCUCCGUCAUGAAAAAAUUAGUGGACUUUGAACUCCCUUACGUGAGUCUCCGGAGUUCCGAAGCAGAAACCUGCAAGGUCGGACUGAGGAAGUGGUACAUGGAUCCGUCCCUUGACUCCAUGAUGAUGGACUGCAGAGCCGCUGUAAAUUUGAUCUAUAUGCAGGCAAUCCAGGACAUUCGAAAAGAAUGGGCCAAACCCACACCGGCACAGAGGCAGAAAUUAGAGGCUCUCCAGAAAGAAGACGACCAAACAAAGUUUUUGGAGCUGUCCCGGGAGGUGCGGCACUAUGGAUACGUGCAGCUGGAUCCUUGUACCUGUGACUACCCGGAACCGGGUUGCGGGGCUGUUCUUUCUGUUGGCAAUAACGAGAUCAGCUGCUGUGUAACCCUGCCUGACAACCAGACCCAGGACGUCACCUUCCAGAUGAACAGAGUGAAGUGCUGGCAGGUCACCUUCCUUGGGACUCUGCUGGAUAUGGAUGGGCCCCAGCGAACUCUCAACCAGAACCUGGAGCUCAGAUUUCAGUACAGCGAGGAUAGUCGCUGGCAGUGGUUUGUUAUUUACACCAAACAGGCUUUUUUGCUGAGUAGCUGCUUGAAAAAAAUGAUCUCAGAAAAGAGGGUAAAGCUAGCUGCAGAGAAUCCAGAAAUGGCUGUGCUGACUGACAUUUUACUAAUCUCUUUAGCAGAUUGAAGUUCCGGAACAAGGCAAAAGUAAAAAAUAC
Messenger RNA from Molossus molossus (Pallas's mastiff bat), 1243 nucleotides. It is a transcript of the gene SNX31, whose product is annotated as sorting nexin 31. Gene Ontology annotation, cellular component: early endosome. Bases 1 to 1212 code for a protein of 403 amino acids. Gene Ontology annotation, molecular function: phosphatidylinositol binding. Gene Ontology annotation, biological process: intracellular protein transport. The transcript is spliced from 13 exons. The record is from RefSeq and is a predicted model, not a curated record. Lineage: Eukaryota; Metazoa; Chordata; Mammalia; Chiroptera; Molossidae.